AUAUUCCUUUAUAUUUGACAUUUUACACACCAAAAUGCACUCUGUAUAGUUAUUAUUCAGAUUAAAAAAAAAUUCAGAAAUAUUGCUUUAUUAUAAGUUUUCUCAAAAAAGAAAAAAGAAGACAAGAAAAAAAGAAAAGCAACUCCAAGGGUUGAAUUGGUCAACUUUGAUCGUCAAGGUACAACACUCCGAAGCAUACCAUUUUCUUUUGAUAAGUCGAUGCAUACUAUUUUGGCAGCACGCGAUAUCUUUAAUUUAAUUUAAUUUAAUUUAAUUUAAUUGAGCGCAGACAAAAAAUUCACGACUUUACCUAAAAGAAGUAUUAAGAAAAACUAAACACAACGGGAAAAAAGGGGGCAGUAACAUGGAUGCAGGCAACCAAAACCCGGACGCGUCUGCCGAAAAUAAACCGUGAUUCAUAAACCGACGAUACGUCCGGAAAAUUUGGUAGAUUCCCCUUCCGGCUGGUCUUUUGGGUUAAACAAACACACAGAAACACCUUUCACUCUGUGUGUGUAUAUGCGAGAGAGAUACAGAUACGGAGGGGGAGAUAGAGCGACUCGGCCCCUUUUGUAAUUCUACUCCUGAAACCCUAAUUUCACUUGUGGGGCAAAAAAACUAUCGGUUAUUUGCAGAACUUGCACCGUUUCUAUUAUUUAUUUCGGUAUGCUUUUUUACUGUAAGAUUGACCUCUCAUUACUUAGUUGUAUCUGAAUGUAUUUUUUUUUCAAUUAAGAGAUUUUUCGUUUUUGUGAUGUGAGCGGUUUGGAUUUCGAUAGCUGAUUUUUGUUUGUUUCCAAUGGAUCAGUUGUAGUUUGAGAGGGUUCAUGGGCAUUGUUGACUGGAAAUUGCUGACUGCCUGAUUCUGUGAAGCUCUGCCGCGGCGGAGUGAGUUCCGGUGGAAAGGAUGGAUGUUGUGGCUAGUUGUAAGGACAAAUUGACGUAUUUUAGAAUAAAAGAGCUUAAAGAUGUCCUUACACAGCUAGGGCUUUCAAAGCAGGGAAAGAAACAGGACCUUGUAGAUCGAAUAUUGGCCAUUCUCUCUGAUGAGCGAGGUAAAAUGGCUCUCUUUAUUACUCUAUCUUCCAAAAAUUUAUCAAAUUCGUUUUACGAGGAAAAAGCUAUUUUCAUCAAUAUACAAGUGCUUGUGAAAUGCAACUGUGAAAUAUUUGGAUCAACGGAAAUUAGGAAGGUAGAAAUAUUCUUCUAUCCUCAUGAUGAUCUUAUGCCCACUCUCCCUUGUUCCCGUAUCAGAAAAAUGCAGGUUCCUGGUGCUGCUGACUUGGCAUCAAAAUCUCAAGGCUUAUCAGACAGUACAACCGUAAUACCUAAAGAAGAAAUUGUAGAUUCAUAUCAAAUGGAUAAGAUACGCUGUCUUUGUGGAAGCGGGCUUCCAACUGAUACAAUGAUCAAGUGUGAAGAUCCUAGGUGUAAUGUAUGGCAGCAUAUAGCAUGUGUGGUGAUUCCCGAGAAACCCUUGGAAGGUGUUCUGCCGACUCCUCCAGAGAUUUUUUACUGUGAAAUUUGUCGGCUGAGUCGGGCUGAUCCCUUCUGGGUUACAAUUGCGCAUCCUCUUUAUCCAGUGAAGUUGAAUAUCACAAAUGUUCCCGCUGAUGGCUCUAAUCCUGGUCUGAGCAUUGAGAAAACUUUUCAACUCACAAGGGCUGACAAGGACUUAUUGUCUAAACAAGAGUAUGAUGUUCAGGCCUGGUGCAUGCUUCUUAAUGACAAGGUGACGUUUAGGAUGCAUUGGCCACAAUAUGCAGAUCUACAGGUCAAUGGUGUCCCAGUGCGGGCGAUAAACAGACCCGGAGCUCAACUUCUCGGAGCAAAUGGUCGAGAUGAUGGACCUGUUAUUACACAAUGCACCAGAGACGGAAUUAAUAAGAUUUCCUUAACAGGAUGUGAUGCUCGCAUUUUCUGCAUGGGAGUCAGAAUUGUGAAGCGGCGUACUCUGAGUCAGAUUCUUAACAUGGUCCCGAAAGAGGCUGAAGGUGAAUGUUUCGAGGAUGCACUGGCUCGUGUUCGUAAAUGUGUUGGUGGUGGGCCUGCCACAGAAAAUGCUGAUAGUGACAGCGAUAUUGAAGUUGUUGCUGAUUUUGUUCCGGUCAAUCUCCGGUGUCCUAUGAGUGGUAUGAGAAUGAAAGUGGCUGGAAGAUUUAAGCCUUGCGCACACAUGGGCUGUUUCGAUCUAGAAGUGUUUGUGGAAAUGAACCAACGAUCCAGGAAGUGGCAGUGUCCCAUUUGUUUGAAGAACUAUUCUUGGGAGAAAAUCAUAAUAGAUCCAUAUUUCAAUAGGAUCGCAUCUAAGAUGCGGAAUUCUGUUGAAGAUGUGGCAGAGAUUGAGGUGAAGCCUGAUGGCUCUUGGCGUGCAAAGCUAGAAGGCGAUAAUAGAGGUAUUGGGGAGCUUGGGCUGUGGCACUUGCCUGAUGGUACCAUCUGUGCAUCCACAAAAGCAGAAUCUAAGCCGAAACCAGAACUUAAACCAGUUAAACAGGAACUUGGUUCUGAUAGUCAUGCCGUCUUAAAGAUAGGAAUUAAGAAAAACCAAAAUGGUUGUUGGGAGUUUAACAAACCUCGUCAUAUUCAGGGAAUCUCGCCUGCAAAUAGAUUUCACGACAAUUUUGAAGAUAAUGGUCAGAAUGUAAUUCCUAUGAGCAGCAGUGCCACUGGCAGUGGCAGAAAUGGGGAAGAUGUUAGUGUGAACCAGGAUGGUGGAGGAAAUCUCGAGUUUUCUGCAGUUAAUGGUAUAGAAUAUGACUCCAUCUCCCUCAAUGUUGAUCCACCACAUGGAUUCAUUGAUUCGUUUACUGCUGCACCAGCUGGCGAUGCUGAAGUGAUUGUCCUCAGUGAUUCUGAUGAAGAAAUAGAUCCAAUAAUUUCUUCUGUGGCUGACUAUCAGAAUGGACAAGAUACCGGCGGGCUUCAGUUUCCAGCUCCACAGCAUGGAAAUCCUGAUCCUUAUUACGAAAAUGCCUCCCUUGGUAUUGGUGGAAGUUCAUGCCUCGAUCUUUACAACACGAAUGACGACGAGUUUGGAACUACAAUGUGGCCAUUACCUUCAACUGGUCAGGGAGUUCCUAGUUUUCAAUUGUUUGGUUCUGAUGCUGAUGUAUCUGACCCUUUAGCUGACAUGCGACAUGGUACUAUUAAUUGCUCAUCGUCUAUGAAUGGUUACACAUUGACUGGAGAGACUGCUAUGGGUUCUGCUGCAUUUGUUCCCGAGUCUAGUGGUCAACAUUCUAAUGUGAAUGAUGGUUUUGUAGAUAAUCCUUUGGCAUUUAGUGGCAAUGAUCCGUCACUUCAAAUAUUUCUCCCUACAAGACCAUCUGGUACAUCAACAGCGCAGUCUGAUAUGGCAGACCGUCCAGAUGUAUCAAAUGGUAUUAGUGCUGAGGAUUGGAUUUCUCUCAGGCUUGGGGAUGGUGGCAAAACGGGUCGGAAAGAUUCUGCAGCUGCAAAUUGUUCUAGUUCAGGACAUGAAUUACAAUCAAAGGACGGCGGCGCCUUGGAGACAUUAGCAGACCAUGCAUCCCUUUUGCUCGGUAUGAACGACAGCAGGACUGGUAAGAGGGAAAGAAUAGAUAGUCCCUUUUCUUUUCCACGCCAAAGGCGUUCUGUAAGACCAAGAUUAUACCUGUCAAUUGACUCAGAAUCCGAGUAAAACCAUCGAAACUGUAUCUGGAGGAAAAAUCUUCUUUUUUAUAAAAAAUGAUUGUUGGGCUACCAGAUUGCACCAUCAAAUGAAGAAGACAAUUUCCAUAAGGAUUAUCGUCUCAUUCAUCCUAAUUAGUUGACCUGUAUAAUGGGAAAGCUAGCUGCAAUACGCGCAGUUAGAGGAUAACGAUUACCAGAUAACUUAUUAGUAAGCAGUAGGUGCUGCCUCCACCUGUUUUGCAUUUUAUUAUAAUCGAGGAUCCUUCCAAACAGGUUUGGUUAUUGCAUUUUCCCCUUUGAUUGGUGAUUCGGACUGUACAUUCAGGGUUCCGUUAUUUGGGGGAAUUGAAAGUAAGUACAAUUUUAAUUUUUCUUGGAGGUUUAGGUUUUAGGGCAGGGGUGCUCUUAAUCAUAUUGAGAAAAUUACCUGUAAAUGUCACAUACAUAGAUUCAGUAAUUUUGAUUUUUUGUAAAUAUAUAAGUUGAUGUUUGCAAUUAUAUUUCCGUGUAAUAGUUGCUCCCAGUGAGUGUGAUGUCGGGUGGCUGGUGAAUGAUUUAAUUCAUGUCUAGGGAGUAUUUUUUUUUUAUCUAAUUUGUAUGCUUAAGCUAUGUGGUUUGUAUCGACUUGUAUUUUUUUUGUCAAAUGCCAUUAGCAGAUUUUCAGGUUGG
Erythranthe guttata (spotted monkey flower) is the source of this 4326-nucleotide messenger RNA. NCBI's taxonomy places the organism in Eukaryota, Viridiplantae, Streptophyta, Magnoliopsida, Lamiales, Phrymaceae. The record is from RefSeq and is a predicted model, not a curated record.